AUGGACCUUCACAGCAUUGACGAAAGUCCUAUGUCCAAGAGAGGACUUCACCUAGAUUUGGAACUUCCCGUACAAAUACUUUUCUCUGCUAAAGAAGAUCCUGAUAAGUCUUUUUCAGUUGCUGGACAUGUAUUUGAAGCAUUGUGUGAUUUUACAGGUGAGGAAGAAGGUGACCUUAGCUUUAAAUCAGGUGACUUGCUAACUGUGCUUAGUGUUCGAGAUGAUGGAUGGUGGGAAGCAGAAAAUUCAGAAGGUUGUAAAGGCCUUAUUCCAUCUACCUACAUGAAAAUGUGUAAUCAAAAUACUGAACCAAAUACAAGUGAUAGUAACAUGCCACAGAAAAGAUCAGUUCAGUUAUGGCAUGGAAUACAGAAAGCACUUAAGGAGCCCAGUGCAUCAGAUGUUAUUUCAGCUCUUGGUGCUUUACCAUCAGGGUUUCGAACUUCUUAUUUCUCUAAAUUACUGGAAGAAAAUGAUAAUUAUUCUACUUCUUCAUACUUAGUUCCAAAACUGAGCAACUCAGGCUUGUCAUUUCAUGAUACAUUCUGGGAUCCUAUCAAAGAAACUGUAAAGCCCCAUCAUGUAAAAAUUGAACGUUUGAUAACUAUUGUUGCAUGCAGAAAGAUACCACUGCCUGGUUUAGGAACAGAAGUUUUAAGCCAGCAUGUAUAUAUGUGUCUUCAUGAUGGAGUUAAUAUUCUGAGUAACAUUCAUACAGUUAGAACAAAACUGGAUCCUAAAAAUCCAGAACAGUGGUCUUUUAGCUCUAAACUCUCACAAGGUGCAUCUGGUGAAGAAGAAAGCCAAUGUUUUAUAAGAACAUCAAAUACUUCACCAACAGUUGGAAUUAUUUUCCAACCCUGUUUAAAAUAUAAGAGGGUUAGCACUGGAGAGGAAGAAGAAGUUAGUUGUGGCUGGGUGUUUGUUCACCUUUUAGAUGACUCUGGAAGACCUGUUGCCAAUGUGACAAAAGUACUUCAUAUCCAUGGUGGUAAUCCAUUUGAAAAAGAUGUAUCUGUGAACCCCAGUCAUCAGAAAAACUUGGGAAGUUCACUUAAAGCUUUAAUAUUGAAAACACAAGAACCAAGGCUAGUUAUAAGACUUUCUGAACCACGGGGAGAACUGAGUGAACAGCUGAGUUUUCUUCCAGAUACUUUAAUUGGACCUAAAGGAGACAUAUCACUGUUGACUAUAUACAGGCACUGCCUUGCAGAAACUAUUACAGAGACUCGAUUAGGAGCCAACUGUGCUGACUUUUUACAUUCACCUUUGUUAAGUACAUUUCCUCAGUUGCUGAAACAUAGAAAUAUUUUUGAUUUAUUUAAAAAUAAGUGGAUUGAUGUUCUUAAAAAUCAGAAACGAAAUAUUAGAAAGGACAUGAAAAAACAGUCAGUACUGUUCACCAAUGUCUUUCUUGAAACAGCAUACAUAAUUUUACAUUGUGAUUCCAUGAUGUCAGACAGCAAAUCAAGCACUUCACAAGUGGAAGAAGUAAACUGGAAGAAUAUGAAUCAACUGGACUUACUGUAUCAGGAAAGGGGUCCACUUGGAAUUGCUUUGUCAUCUUGUGUAGAUCAUAGUCCAUUUGAGAUAGAUGAACUGACACUGGAUAUUGUUAGGAAAGACUGCUUUCCAUGUGAAGAAUGUAAAUGAGAAGGAAGCUGCUACAAACAUAAUAAUUUUUGUUAAGCUAAGUUAAAUACACACAUACACAUGUUGUGAAAGUAGAUAUUAUUCAUAUAAUAGUAUAAUUAAUUGUAGAUAUUCUGAUGGAGUCUGUUUGGACUCCUAUAAGAUUUUUUAAACACAUUUUUCUAAACUAUUCAUUGGCACAGCAAUAAUUCUUUUGGUUUUCACUUAACUCUUAAAAACUGGGUUUUGAUACCCUUGGUGGGCACAGCACAGAUAGCCAGUUGUGUAGCUUUGUGUUAAAAUACAAACCAACUAAAUUAUUUCUCCAUCAAAUUGCUUGUGAAUCCAUGAUUUUGCUAAACCUUAAUCACACAUGUAUCACAUUAAAAAAUUUUAAAUGAAAAUACCAACAAUACUACAAUUAAUCCUACUAAUUACUGUUGGGGUUUUCUAUUAUUUUACAUAUUUGGCUUGUGACAGUCAAAAACAUAAAAUUACAUAGUAUUUAGACUCCACUAGUAAUGAAUGAUGUGUAAACAAGUUGUUCAAUUGAGAAUUAAUGAAUGCAAAGUGAAGUUUGCAACUGUUUAUUAUUUUAUUGUCACUGAAUAUUUUAGAAUAAAGUGUUUGUUAUGAUAUAUGUGUUUUUGUAUAGUUUUAGUCAUGUAUCUGGUACCAUUAAUAUUCGAAAUUUCUUUACCAGUAAAAACAAAU
Messenger RNA from Limulus polyphemus (Atlantic horseshoe crab), 2346 nucleotides. Its product is annotated as nephrocystin-1-like. NCBI's taxonomy places the organism in Eukaryota, Metazoa, Arthropoda, Merostomata, Xiphosura, Limulidae. Gene Ontology annotation, cellular component: cytoplasm; cilium. The transcript is spliced from 2 exons. The record is from RefSeq and is a predicted model, not a curated record. The coding region runs from base 1 to 1653 and encodes 550 amino acids. Gene Ontology annotation, biological process: protein localization involved in establishment of planar polarity. Gene Ontology annotation, molecular function: protein binding.